AUGUGGACAAUGAACAACGGCAUUAAUUUUAAUGAGUUAUUUUCUGAAUUCCCGGAAGAGAUGAGAGGCGAGAUAUCUAUGCAUCUUUACAAAGAGAUACUAUCAUUGCCUUUGUUUGAGGGUGUAAACCAGGGUUGUUUGAAAGCCAUCUCGUUACAGAUUCGUCGUUCUUUCUGCGUUCCGGGUGAAUAUCUCAUUCAUCGAGGAGACGCAACUUUCUUCUUUCAAUGCUUCUUUCUUUCAUUUUUCUUUUUUUCUCUCUUUAUCUCCUUAUUUUGCCCUCAUUUCUUUUCACCUUUCUUUCUUUCUCUCUUUUAUCUCUCCUCUUUACUCUCUUUUUUAUUUUUCUUCCUUUCUCUCUUCGCUUUCUUCAUUUUAUUUUUUCUUUCUCUUUCUUUUAUUUCUCCUUGCCUUUUCUUUCUUUCUUUUUUUUCCUUUCUCUAUUUUCUUUUUCUUUCUAUCUUUAUUUCUUUCUCACUUUCUUUCUUCUAUUUUCUUUCUCUCUUUUUUCUUUCUUUUUCCCUCUCCUUUCUUUCUUACUUUCUUUCUUCUAUUUUCUUUCUCUCUUUUUCUUUCUUUUCCCUCCUUUCUUUCUCCUUUCUUUCUUCUAUUUUCUUUCUCUCUUUUUUCUUUCUUUUUCCCUCUCCUUUCUUUCUUACUUUCUUCCUUCUAUUUUCUUUCUCUCUUUUUUCUUUCUUUUUCCCUCUCCUUUCUUUCUUACUUUCUUUUUCUAUUUUCUUUUUCUUUUUUUCUUUCUUUUCUCUUUUUCUUUCUUACUUUCUUUCCUAUUUUCUUUCUCUUUUUCUUUCUUUUCCCUCUUUCUUUCUUACUUUCUUUCUUCUAUUUUCUUUCUCUCUUUUUUCUUUCUUUUUCCCUCUCCUUUCUUUCUUACUUUCUUUCUUCUAUUUUCUUUCUCUCUUUUUUCUUUCUUUUUCCCUCUCCUUUCUUUCUCACUUUCUUUCUUCUAUUUUCUUUCUCUCUUUUUUCUUUCUUUUUCCCUCUCCUUUCUUUCUUGCUUUCUUAUUUAUCUUCUUGUUCUUUUUAAGGAGCCGGGUGCCAGAGAUGCAGCGAAUUUAG
Molecule: messenger RNA, 1077 nt
Organism: Acanthosepion pharaonis
Lineage: Eukaryota; Metazoa; Mollusca; Cephalopoda; Sepiida; Sepiidae
Source: the annotation of a GenBank genome assembly